AUGUAUUUUUUUUUCCGACCGAAAUCGAAAUCUCCCAAAGAGGUAGAGGACGACAAGCACACAAGGGCGUUAUUGGAAACUGACCUAACAAAUCAAAUAAGGGUUAUCCUUUGUCAAGACACGGGAGACAAGGCGAAGCUUACUUUAUUCGACUCUGACUAUGUGCCACAAAAGAGGAAGGCUGCUCACAAUAUUGACUUAAUAUGUGAAAUGAUGUUUGGAACGGUUCCACUAUCAUAUAAGGGAAUGACGACGAAAAUUCAUUACAUAAAGUCACCAAAACCUCAAAUAUUGUUGACAAAGUUGUUUUCAAUAAAUCCUUCAAAUUUAGAAACAAAUGUUCCGAAGUCAAAUCAGAUGACAAACUUAACAUUCUCCGGCUAUCGCUCUGGAUCAAGCGAUGAGGAUCCCUUUCAUGCCAUAUCUUCUCCAUCGAUGUACAAUUCUGGACAAUCGACUUUCGGCUUGAGAAAUAACAGCCUCACAUUAAAUUCGUCUUCAUCUCUGUCUCUCUCGACAAGCACAACUACUUUCCAUCAUCGAAGGAUACGGAGAUUUAGUCAGACAAGCAUUGAAAACGGUAUUUUCAAUCCCACUCCAUUACCUGGAUGUUCGUCGCGAUUUGAUUCUUUUGGUGGCAAUCUAAAUUUUAAGCAUCCUGUUCGUUCCUGGAUAUAUUCUGUGGGCAUCGUUAUAUCAUUGGAGGACAACGAACUCUUGGAAGAUUUUGUUUUCUCACACUUCGCCUUGUUAGAGAAUAAGUUACAUCAACUUCAAUCAAAUGCAUUCCGAGUACUCUGCCAUUUGCUCAGAAAAUCACAACCCCCGUUGACGAUUAACACAAAUCGAUACAAAAUUUCAAUGUUAUCAUUACCAGAAUUUUCGCUACAACAAGAGCCAUCAUGGUUGGAAGCGGUAAACAAGUUCAGGACUUCGAUGUAUCAGUUAUACAGCACACCGCGGAUACAGCCUUUAUGGUUGAACAUCUCAACAUUUCAGCAAAAAAGAAGUUUACUCGCCAAGAGUUUGUUAGAAGAGUUAUCCUAUCUGUUAGAGAAGUUUGACAACAUUAGCUCAAAUUUUUUCAUGUCCACUCUUAUCAGCGGUGUGCUAAUGUCUCAUCUAGCAUGGAUUCCGACGGUAGUCCCUAUGGCUGAUGUUGAAGAAAGGAUUCAUAAAAAUUUGUUUUAUGAUCCAUUAUGGGCUCAACUAGGUGAUCUGUACGGUAAUAUAGGUACAUCGCCAACAAUGAGUCGAACGAUCAUCAUCGGGAGUGAUGUGAAUACAGUUCGUCGCAUUCUGUUUGUAUUAAGUUACUUUAUGAGGUGCAACGAGGUGAAUGAAAGUGUAGAGGACAUGUCACCUUCAGAUUACCUGAAUUUGGAACGCAGGAGAUCUUUAGGAAGGUCGGAAAGAAGCCAACGAGAAGCAUCCGCAAAAGAUCCCGGGGAAAAGGAAAUGUCGUGUGUUGAAGUUAAUAGUAAUCAGACGAAAAGGCAGAGUGUAGAUGAUAGUGCGGAAAAUGAUUUCCGAAAAGAGAUUAAUUAUUGUGGUCGACGAUCGAGCACGGAAAAUCGAAGAAAGAGUUUAAUAAUAGAUUCCCCUUUCACUAAUAUUUUCGUUGACGAUUUUUUGGAUGUUCCGAUGCCAAAGUAUGAAGGAUAUUUCUUGAAAGAAAAUAAACGCAUAAAUCUAUCACAGCCCCCUAUUACAAUACCCGAUCCGUCUUUGAAUAGAGAAGAUGACACUUCAAAAAUUCCGCAUCGUGCUGAUCGAUUGUUUGCCAAAUCGUACGGAAGAUCUUUGAUGGUCGGUCAUUGUGAUAAGUACAUGCCUGAUUUUGUGUUGAUGGGCCUUCCUCAGUACGAUUUUCAAGAUGCACUGGAGACCGACCUAAAGGAUUCUUUGCAGAUGCAGCCAUUUUCAUCGCAGGAUCCAGUUUCGAGAUCAAUUUGCAUUUUAGGACAGUUAAAAUCCUUUAAAGUUUCUGUUUUUGGUUAUGAACAUGAAAAUCUUCACAAUGGAGGUUCCUCGUUCACGGUCCAGAAGGGUCACAUAAGGGAAGGCAACGGAUAUUUUAUUCCGCUGCACUUCUCUAAAUAUGUAUUCACCAUGCUACAUCAGUGCAAGGAAUUGUACAAUAAGGCAGAUAUUCCGGCGGAAUCGUGUCUUGAAUAUAUGGAGGAUCAAUUGCGGAUAUUAUAUUACAAAGCAGUCACUUAUAAAAAAAUGGCAAUGUUUACGUCAGGAUCUUCGUCGCCGAUCUCUGCCUCAAUUUUUUCACCAACAAGAGUUGACGAAGUGCCGUUGGACGUGCUAGAAGCUUUAGAAUUGCAAGAAUCCGACAUACCACUGUUGUCGAGAGUUACUAGAUCCGAAAGUCGUGAAGACAUGUAG
Molecule: messenger RNA, 2397 nt
Organism: Acaulospora morrowiae
Lineage: Eukaryota; Fungi; Glomeromycota; Glomeromycetes; Diversisporales; Acaulosporaceae
Source: the annotation of a GenBank genome assembly